This is a messenger RNA of Plasmodium yoelii, 861 nucleotides long. RefSeq lists its product as uncharacterized. The transcript has 3 exons. The record is from RefSeq and is a predicted model, not a curated record. Bases 1 to 861 code for a protein of 286 amino acids. NCBI's taxonomy places the organism in Eukaryota, Apicomplexa, Aconoidasida, Haemosporida, Plasmodiidae.
AUGGAUAAGGAUGUGUGUGAAAAGUUCAAGAAUGUAUGGACAAAUUUAGAAUAUGAUUCGAGUACUGAAAGCUAUAAAUUUAAAGAUGAUAAUGAUUUCAAAGAGUACUGUACUGAUGUAAAUUGUGAAGAGGAUAUCAAUAAAAUUAAUGCUGCAUGUUUAUUUUUGUUUAAUGAACUCUUUGGGAGUUCUGACUCGUUUAAUUCUGUUGCAAAAGGUAACAUCAAUAUUGUUGAGUACAUUAUGAUAUGGUUAAGUUAUAUGCUAAACUUUACCACAAUUGAUGAAAGUGGCAGUAUAGAGCUUUUUUAUGAAAUAUAUAUAAAGGAUUGUGAUAAGUAUAACAACAAAAUAGAUGGUGUUACUGCUUAUAAUAGUUAUAAGGAUCUUAUAGAUAAAAAAGAAGAUUUGAUAAGUAUUUAUGUUAAAGAUAUAUCUAAAUUUCAUGAUGCAUUUAAUACAUUAUGUAUGAUGUAUAUUGAAUUUGAUUCAGAAAAUGCAGAUUGCAAGAAUUAUUUAGAAAAAGCUAAAAAGUUUGUUGAAAUAUAUGAUGAACUUAAUGAAUAUUAUAAUAAUGGUAAAGGCAGCCCCUAUAAUCAAUUAUUAUCUACAUUAUCAAAUGAUUAUAAUAGGUUUAAAAAUAAAUGUAAUAAUCUUCCAUCACUUUCAACAUAUUCACGAAAAUUAGUAAUAAAAAGGGCACUAAUUCCAAUUGCAUUUAUAUUUGUUGCCGUAUUAAUUUUCUUGGGAAUUGCAUAUAAGUAUUCGUUACUUGGAUUUCGGAAACGAUCUCAAAAGCAAUGUUUAAGAGAAAGAAUAAAAAAUAUAAAGAAGAAACUGAUCAUUAAUAAAUUAUUCUGA